AUGUACCCGAGCGGGACCGGAAAUCCAGACACUUUUGAUAUCGACGGCUUAGACGCCAUUGGUGCAAAGGCCGACGUGACUCUUGACUUUUUCCUCGAUCCUGACAAGAAUCAGUCCACCAACGUUACGAAUCCAGCUUUUGAAGUCAUGAUCUGGUUUGCCGCCCUAGACGAGACGGAGCCCAUAGGCACCCUUUUCGCUGGGCAAAACACCCAAGUGGAUGGGAUGGACAAUCAACCCGGCCAGGAGGUUUUCAGCUUUGUUGCUCCGAAGAACAUGACGUCCUUUUCGCAGCUGAAUGUUCUGCCGCUCUUCCAGUACCUCAUGGACGGGGGCAAAAUGGCUAACUCAACCUAUCUUGGCACUGCGCAAUUUGGCACGGAGGCUUUCCAUACGGAUGGAAAGAAUGUAACCAAAAAGCACUGCGACGCCAACCAAAAGCAGUACAGCACCGACAAAAAGCAGUACGGCAUCAACAAAAAGCAGUACGGGACCGGCAAAAAGCAGUACGGCACCAGCAAAAGGCAAUACGGUACCAGCGAAAAGCAAUGCGGUGUCACUCAAAGGGGUGGAGGGUAUCGUAUGUUGCUGGAGUUUGUUUGA
This is a messenger RNA of Letharia lupina, 603 nucleotides long. RefSeq lists its product as uncharacterized. The record is from RefSeq and is a predicted model, not a curated record. Lineage: Eukaryota; Fungi; Ascomycota; Lecanoromycetes; Lecanorales; Parmeliaceae. Gene Ontology annotation, molecular function: cellulase activity. Gene Ontology annotation, biological process: polysaccharide catabolic process. Bases 1 to 603 code for a protein of 200 amino acids. The transcript is spliced from 3 exons.